Messenger RNA from Pseudozyma hubeiensis SY62, 651 nucleotides. RefSeq names its product transcription factor. The record is from RefSeq and is a predicted model, not a curated record. The coding region runs from base 1 to 651 and encodes 216 amino acids. The transcript is spliced from 2 exons. NCBI's taxonomy places the organism in Eukaryota, Fungi, Basidiomycota, Ustilaginomycetes, Ustilaginales, Ustilaginaceae.
AUGAGUGACGGCCUCUUGCCGACCUCCUUCGUCCGGCUGAUGUACCAUAAUCAGGAGCUAGCUGAAUUCGGCUGCCUCUCGCAUGAUGAGCACUACCUUUCAUUUCGAGUCGGCAAGCCCACAUUGAAAUGCAUGAACUCGAACGACGAGGGCCGUCGGCUCUAUGUCAGACUUUGUUGGACGGCAAGAGACCAGUAUCUGUUCCCAGCCUCGGCUGCAUCAUCUGUUUGCGAGCGGAUCCCCAUCGGUCUGGUUUUCCAAACUCCCAGGUUUGGCAACAAGACCUCGCUUAGGACUGCGAAGCAGAAAAGCAGAGAAGACGUCGUCGAUACCCACGGGAUCGCUCAUUGGUCAGUCGAGCAUCUUCACACGGGAAGAGCACGACGAAUGAAUUCGGGAUCGGAAACGGAAGCAGAAACUCGCACCAACCAGACGCAAGAAUGGAGAGAUCCGCUAGCCAUCAACUCGCUGCGAGAAGAACGCCACGAAGACAAAUGGGCAUCAAAGAGCAAAGGACAAUCAAGUCUCAAGUACAGUAUGGACCCUCGUCACCGAAUCACAUGCCACGCGCCGGCAAUCGUCAGGGUCCAACUGUGCGCCACAACGGGAUACCGUGACCGGUGCGCCACAACGGGAAACAGUGACCGAUAG